GCUCCUCAACGGGCCGGCGAGUGGGCGAGCGGGCCGGUUGCCAGAGGGCACGCUCUGAGUCAACGGCUUGUGCUUGACGCUUGGCUCCGCGCACUUGGGCAUUGAAGACGUUGGACGCUUGUCUCGGCCUGGGGAGCCGCUGCUGUGCAGGCACAGCAGGAGCUCUGUUCUGCUCUCGCUUCUUGCUCGCCUUUCUUGUCGACAGAUUUUUUGAACAGUUGGUUGGUUGGGAGGUUGGUUGUUCGGUCGGUUCGAUCGAGGAAGAGUGGACGUGCGACGCUUUUGAUUCUUGCAUUGUGAAUCUGUGCUCUGCCAAGCGCAAGUUGGGCUCUCUCUCCGCCUGACGAAUGGUGGUGCAGUUUAUGCGGUCGAGGCGGUGGUGUAAUUGUUGGUCGUGGACAGUUCAGUUCGGUCCUUCUUCAUGAGGCUGCACUUCUGGGAUCGUAGUGAUUUCUGUGAGAGCAGAGUUUUCUUUAUUACUUUCGGGGGCACGUCGGUGCAAGGUUGAUGCGAGGCGGGAGUCGUUGUUUUGCUUGAUUGUUUCCAGUGGCGAAGAAUGAGGUGCAUCAUUCCCAAUCGGCGCCUUGGCCUUGUGUGAAUCAUAUGCACUCAUGCGCCACCUUCCUCCGUGUCCGUGGGUCUCUCUCCCAGGGCAUAGAGGUUUCAAGGGACGAGCAGGACACACAGCCACUUUGGUCAACAGUAAAGUUUACGUCCUUGGAGGGCGCAAUGGCAACGAGUUUUACAACGAUUUCUGGCAGUAUGACAUUGAAUUAUCGAAAUGGACUUUGCUACAUAAACAUACGCCUUUCGAACCAAGGGCUUACCACACCGCCACAUUGAUGAGUGGUAAUCAGAUAUGGGUGAUCGGAGGGAGUGAUCACUCGAUUAUGUACGGAGAUGUUCACGUCUUUAACACCGAAACCUUGGAGUGGUCUAGUCCGGAGACGAGAGGUCACCUCGCAGGCAAGCUGAGAGGAACUCAUGCUGCACUCCCGCAUCCUGUGCACCCUAAAGCUAUUCUGGUUUAUGGCGGAUACGGUGGUGAUCAGUGGCUCGGCGACAUGUCCAUUCUCCGAACUGACAGUUUGGUGUGGGAGGAGUUGAAAUGUAAAGAUGGACUCGCUCCAAGUGGUAGAGGCUAUCACACUUUCACUGCGUUUGGAGACCAUAUUGUUCUCUUUGGCGGAAAAGGAGAAGGUGGCAUAGUUUCUUCUGAUGAAAUUAGUGUCUAUGAUGCCGCAGUGAAUGUUUGGACGACUCCGAGGGUGAAAGGAGUUCCUCCUCUUCCACGUUCCAAUCAUGCAGCUGCUCUGGUUGACGAUAAUGCAAUUGUAAUCCAUGGAGGACGCAAUGGUGGUCAACGGUUGGAUGACAUAUGUCUUCUCAAGAUUCUUUGUCCUCCACAGCCUGGCUGCGUCGAUUCUUUCGAAUGGGAAGUUAUUGGACAAGAUAAAGAGAAAGUUCCAAAGAAGAGUAAAGCCACUAAAGCUCUUGGGCCCGGUGGUCGUUCUGCGCAUACUAUAGUCGCAAAGGACGAAUCAUUGUAUUUGAUAGGCGGCUAUGGCGGCGGGGGUUUAACAUUCUCUGAUAUAUAUGUCAACCACCAAUUCAUACAACAAGCAGGAUCUCGUCCAAGGGUUAAUAAGAAAGCAGCACGACGGUCUCUGGACAGUGUUCCUGAUUCUCCAGAAGAUGAAGGUUGGCGAAGGACCAAACAACCUCGCAGAGCGUCUCAUCCCAUCGCAAAUGGUGCUCAUAGUGUCCCCAUUCACAUCUUGGAGUCGGAUGAUAUAUCGACUCCAGAUACUUCCUGUGAUCGUCCGGGUGUUACUGGAGUUGCGUUGGAAGAUUAUCACAGGCAAAAACGAACGGUCAAUGUUGCUCGACCUCAUGUUCAAAGCAACGUGGGUGCAGAUCAAAUGGCAAGGGCAGAGGCAUUGGGAAAUUUACAAGGAAGGACAGAGGCAAUUACAGCUCAUGAGAACGAAUUACAUCGAAAGGAAUUGGCAAGUAUGCAGCAGGUUGUGGACUCUCUCAGGGCGGAACUUCAUGGGAAGAAUCUUUUGGAAUCUGAAUUACGAUCCGGUAAAGCGGCUCUUGAGCAGAAUAUUCUAUUGCUUCGAAAGCAGAUAGAAGAAGGGAACCGUACAAUUAUGGAACAGCAAAGUAAAAUGGAGAAGUUGAAAUCUGAUGCGCAGGAUUUGGUCUUCCAGUUGGAUGAUAAAAAAAAAGAGGUUUUUGAAGUAACGCACAAGUUGAAAAUUUCAGAACUGAAGGUUGACGACCUAUCGAGGUCCCUGCAACAGAUGACCAAUUCAUGUUCAACAACCACUCAAGAACUCAACAUAUGCCAACAAAGAGUGGAACAAUUACAGAUUGAUGUUGAGAGAAAAAUUCAGGAAGUGCAACAGCUGAAUAAGUCUCACGAAUCUGAGAAGGUCGCUUUGAAAAAGGAAAUUGCGGAGAGGCGCAGUGUAGUUGAAAGACUAACAAACGAGCUCGAAGUUGCACAGACUUCGUCGCGAGCUCUCCAGGACACUGUGGAUAGAUUGGUGAAGCGAGCCGAACGUGAUUCAUCUAAGAUCGAUGACCUUCAAAAAGAACAAGGAGAACUGAAGAAUGACAUUACGGUGCUCACUUCAGAGCGAGAUCAGUUGAUAGCAAAAAAGGAUGGAGCAGAAGCAAGUGCAGAACUUGUCAGGGAAGAAUUGCGGGUUGCACGCAAUUUGGUUGAACGAAACGUAGUCGAGAUUGAUCGGUUGAAGGAUAAUGCAGACCAAGCAAAGGAGCACAUCGGAUGUCUUCAUGUCUCCGUGAAGAAGAACGAAGAAGAGCUGAAGGCACUGGCGGAAGAAAACUCCAAGCUAAGGUCGCUUUUGAAAGAAAUUGAAGACUUUGAGACUAAUCAGGCUCGCAAUCUCCAAAAGCAUGCUGAGAAACUUCGAUGUGCCAGACAGUUUGGACCUUCUUAACAUAUAAUUCUUUUCAUCAACCUUGUUACAAUAUAUAUUGUAAUUUAUAUAACCUAGACAUCAUUGGCAUAGCAUAAGAAGUUCCCUCUGCUCAAAGAGAUUGUUUGUGCAGUUGGCCACUUCAUGGUUCAAAGGUCUCGCUCUUGUGCAGAGCCGAGAUCUGGGAACCAACUUGUGAAUAUUUCUCUGUAGCGUUCGGACCAAGACCUUUAUUUGAGGUUCUUAAAUUUUUUGAACGAGAAUCUCAAAAAUUUCAGAGAUCAUUAAAGUUGUCAAGAUAGUUUUGGUGGUAGUUUAAAUUGAUAUGCUAUUUCAAAAAGAAACCCAGACUAUCAACAAUGCCUUAUCUGGAGAAUAAAUAGCCACUUUUUUGGUUACGAAUCGGUUA
Messenger RNA from Marchantia polymorpha subsp. ruderalis, 3363 nucleotides. The record is from the annotation of a GenBank genome assembly. NCBI's taxonomy places the organism in Eukaryota, Viridiplantae, Streptophyta, Marchantiopsida, Marchantiales, Marchantiaceae.